AUGGUUCUUAUUCAAAUAAAAAGGUCUUAUGAUUAUGAAGAAUGUCCAUACGGUUGGGAAGAAUUUAUUGGCACGGCUUCAUGCUAUCGUUUUGUACGUUAUCCAAAGGCAAAUAGUGUGAAUGCUGCUGGCCUUUGCCAGACUGAUCUACUAAGUGUUGAAUCAUUACCGGAACAUUUAUUCAUACAAAAUCUAUUAAGUAAGAAUGAUCCAUCAACUCAGAAUUGGAUAACCAGUGGACGACGCAAUGGACCAUUUUGGCAAUGGAUUAAAUCAACUGGUCCAAUAAAUUUACAAUAUGAUCAAGGUUGGUUACCACAGACAGCUCAAGAUCAACAAAUACGAUCUAAUCUUGUUUAUGGUUAUCGAAGUAGUCAAUGGGGUUGGUUACCAUAUGAUAUUGCACCGAUGGAAAACUUGCCAUUUAUUUGUGAAGUCCCUAUACGAGAUACUUACGGUGUUACAACGAAUUAUAGAGGCAUUGAGUAUGGCCUUCCAUCAAAUAUUGAACAACGGUUUAUUCCAAGAGCACCAAAAUUUUAUGAACAACCACAAGAUCAAGAAUUUGGUCGUAUUGAUCAAAUUACACUUGGUGUUGGUAGCACAUUUGGUGUUAGUAAAUUAUCUUUAGCGGUUGUUGUGACAUUGACAUGUCGAGUUGAUGCUUAUCCUGUUGCUGAUUAUUACUGGUUUCGAAUGACUGGUGGUUCUAUAUCCGAAGCAGUAUUAGUUAAUCUGAAUGAACCUCGGUAUUUUCAACAUGGUGGGAACCUAAUGAUUAAUAUUCCAACAAGUGAUGAUAGUGGAACAUAUUUUUGUAAAGCUUCAAAUUUCUUUGGUACAGCUAUAAGUAACCGUGUAUAUCUACGUGAAAUAAUUUUGGAUCAAUUUGAAAAACGUGAACGACCAAAAGUUAUUGCUGAUGGUCAUCGUGAUGCCAUUAUCGAUUGUCUAUAUAAAAAUACAAAUACUCGAGAUCUCAGCUACGCUUGGUUCAAAGGAGGAAUAAGUCAAAAAGUGCAACAAACUGCCGAACGUUUCAUAUCUCAAAAUGGAAAUUUAUACUUUUCUCGUGUUACAGAUGGUGACUCAGGAAAAUAUUAUUGUGCUGUUCAAGCAAAAAACACACGUCUUCGCUAUUUGCCAUCUCAAACGAGUGAAGGUACAGAAUUAGAUGUCCGUUCAACAUUUGGUCAAGAGCGCAGUCCGCGUAUCUAUCCAAAUUUUCCACAAGUAUUUCCAACAUCACGUUUACCAAAAUUAGGUGAAAAUGCUUCAUUGGAAUGCAUAGCAGAAGGCUAUCCUGUUCCUGUUUAUCGUUGGUAUCGUGAAGAUGAAUCUAGUAGUUUCAAUCCAUUACAAUCAAAAGCUAUUUUACUUAAUUUUAAUCGUGAAUUAAUUAUACCAAAUUUACAACGCGAUGAUAUGGGUUCAUAUCGUUGUGAAGCAUCAAAUACGCGUUCACUUGUUCAUCAAUCAGUAGCAUUACAAAUACAGAUCGAUCCAGUUUUUGUUGUACCCCUUGAUGAUCAAGUACUUGAUAUUGGAACUGUUUUAUCGUGGUAUUGUGAAGCAUAUCCAAAUGAUGUAAAUCAAAUACGCUAUACAUGGUUCAUUAAUGGUACAGAAAUUUUUUGGGAACGUUUAACAUUAGCACAACGACAACGUUUAACAAUAGCUAAUAAUCUUUUAAUGAUAAAUAAUGUUCAACCAUAUGAUAAUGGUAUCUAUCAAUGUGCAGCGAUGAAUACACAAAAUAAUGUACAACGUUUUAGUACAGCUGAAUUGCGUGUUAUUAUAUUGGCACCCACAUUUGGAAAAAAUGCGAUGGUAUCAACAUUACGAUCAACUGUUGGCGGAUUAGUAACUAUUGUUUGUAAUCCAGAAGGGGCACCUAGGCCACAAAUACAAUGGUUCAGAGAUAAUAUUCCUUUAAAUCCUGGAGGCACUGUACAAAUUUUUCCUAAUGGAAAUUUAGCUAUUACAAAUAUUCAAUUAAUGGAUGCUGGUAAUUACACAUGUAUGGGAACGAAUCCAUAUGGUCAAGCACAACAGAGUACCUAUGUUUAUGUAAUGCCAGAAGGUACAACAAUUAUUUCAACCCCCGGUGGACGUGAUGUUAUCUUAGAUCAAACUAUCGUUAUUCCAUGUGAUGCUCGCUCCAUGAAUCAAAUGGAUUUAACAUUCUAUUGGCGUUUUAAUAAUGAAAUUUUAACAAUUGAUAAUAAACGUUUUCGUCAAGAUAAUCCCGAUCGUCCUGGUGAUUUACGUAUUAUUAAAGCUCAAUAUGGUAAUUCUGGACGAUAUACAUGUGUUGCACAAACAACAGUUGAUGAACAAUCAUCAUCCUAUCAAUUAAAUGUAUAUGGACCACCUGGCCCAUUGGCUGGCGUACGUUGUACACAACCAUUUCAACGUCAAGUUACAUUAACUUGGGUCGUUGGUAAUGAUCAUGGUGCGCCAAUAUUACAUUAUACAAUUGAAUCUUUAUCGAAUCAUCGUUCGUGGUGGAUUUUUCAUGGAAAUUUUACAAUACCAUCACCACCGAAUAAAUUUGUAACAAUGACAUUACCUGGUUUAUCAGCGUAUACAGAUUAUCGUUUUCGUGUAUUUGCAACAAAUAUGUAUGGAUCAGGUGAACAAUCAGAAGUUUCACCACCAUGUGUAACACAACCAGAUAUUCCAGGUAUAGCACCAACUGGAUUAGGUGGUGGUGGUGGCAAAGUAGGAGAUUUAAGAAUUGUUUGGGACCCACUACCAAUGGAUUUCUGGAAUGGACCUAGUCUAACAUAUAAAAUUUACAUACAAAGACAAGGUGAAAAUCGACAAACAGAUUACAAAGUAUCUGAUCCACUUCGUAACUUUUUUAUUACUCGAUUAGCUGAUAAACUCUAUUAUCAUCCAUACAACGUCCGUAUUUCAGCUGUAAAUGCUCUUGGCGAAGGACCUAUAUCUGGCAAUGUAACAAUUCAUUCAGCUGAAGAUCGUUCAACACGACAAGUAUCUAAUGUUAAAUGUAAUCCAUAUAAUAGUACAGCAAUGAUUGUAACUUGGGAUAUGAUUGAUGAAAAUGAUCGUACUAUUUUACAUGGUCGUUUAUUAGGUUAUACUGUUCGGUAUUGGCGUAAAUCUGUUGAUGAACUUCAAAAUUAUUGGGAACGCCGUUUUCCUGGCCAACACUCACGUGCUAUUAUUAUUGGUCUUGAUUCAAAUAUUGAGUAUGCUGUACGUGUAUUCGUUUACACGCAAUUUGGUGAUAGUUCUGAAGGUAGUGUUUUUUCACAUCGUACAUUCCGUUUACCUCCACAAACUCCACCACAAUAUAUAACUAUUCGGCAACCAAGACGUGAAAAAGAUAAACGUACACGACUAUUUGGCGAUGUAUACAUGUAUAAAUUAGAAGUUGAAUGGCGUGGAAUAUCAACAACAGCUGAUGAAGAACCAUUAGAAGGUUAUAUGGUUAAAGUUUGGGAACAUUAUCAAUCGAUACGAAAUGCAACAAUUUAUUAUGUUGACGGUUCAAAAUAUAAAUUAAUAAUUGAUAAUUUAUAUAAAAAUCGAAAUUAUAAAUUACGUGUUCAGGCUUGGUCACUUGGAGGAGAAGGAAAAUAUUCAUCGCCAGAAAGAGAAUUUCGAUUUGAUCACGAUGGACGUUUAUUGAUACUCUAUAAUCCUGAUACAACUCUUAUUCAUCUUAAUAAAUCUACAAAACAAUAUUCAUCAUUAAUCAUAUCGUUUAUCUUGCUCAUUCUAUGUUGGCUACUCAAAUAA
Rotaria socialis is the source of this 3771-nucleotide messenger RNA. NCBI's taxonomy places the organism in Eukaryota, Metazoa, Rotifera, Eurotatoria, Philodinida, Philodinidae. The record is from the annotation of a GenBank genome assembly.